Messenger RNA from Coprinopsis cinerea okayama7#130, 2353 nucleotides. RefSeq names its product polyadenylate-binding protein. Gene Ontology annotation, molecular function: RNA binding. The transcript is spliced from 6 exons. Gene Ontology annotation, cellular component: ribonucleoprotein complex. The coding region runs from base 1 to 2046 and encodes 681 amino acids. The record is from RefSeq and is a predicted model, not a curated record. Lineage: Eukaryota; Fungi; Basidiomycota; Agaricomycetes; Agaricales; Psathyrellaceae.
AUGUCUUCUCCUUCUGUUGCAACUUUGGACGCUGCUCCUCAAGUCGUUGCUCCCGAUGCUGUUUCCCCGCCCGUUCCCGCUCCUGCACCCGCUCCGGCUCCCUACAACCCUCCUGCACCCGCCUCAGUUGCUUCGGUGCCCUCUGCUUCCCUCUAUGUCGGAGAGCUCGACCCCACGGUCACUGAAGCCAUGCUUUUCGAGAUUUUCAACAUGAUUGGCCCAGUUGCCAGCAUCCGUGUCUGCCGCGACGCUGUUACUCGUCGCUCCCUCGGAUAUGCCUAUGUUAACUAUCUCAACGCUGCAGAUGGUGAGCGCGCCUUGGAACAGCUCAACUACUCGUUGAUCAAAAACCGCCCAUGCCGGAUCAUGUGGUCUCAACGUGACCCCGCUCUUCGUAAGACGGGUCAGGGCAACAUCUUCAUCAAGAACCUCGACGAGGCCAUCGAUAACAAGGCUCUUCACGACACCUUCGCUGCCUUUGGUACCGUGCUCUCGUGCAAGGUCGCUACCGAUGAGACCGGACGAUCCAAGGGUUACGGAUUCGUCCACUACGAGACCGCUGAGGCAGCUGAGAACGCCAUCAAGGCCGUCAAUGGAAUGUUGUUGAACGACAAGAAGGUCUAUGUUGGACACCAUAUUUCUCGCAAGGAGCGUCAAUCCAAGUUGGAGGAAAUGAGGGCCCAGUUCACCAACCUCUAUGUCAAGAACCUCGACCCCGAAGUCACCCAAGAUGAAUUCAUCGAACUGUUCAAGAAGUAUGGCAACGUUACCUCUGCUGUCAUCUCCGUCGACGAGGAGGGCAAGAGCAAGGGUUUCGGUUUCGUCAACUUCGAAACCCACGACGAGGCCCAGAAGGCAGUCGAUGAACUCAAUGACUUCGAGCUCAAGGGCAAGAAGCUAUUCGUCUCCCGUGCGCAGAAGAAGGCCGAACGUGAAGAGGAACUUCGCAGGAGCUACGAACAGGCCAAGCUUGAGAAGCUCAGCAAGUACCAGGGUGUCAACCUCUACAUCAAGAACCUUGAGGACGAUGUCGACGACGACAAGCUCCGCGCCGAGUUCGAACCUUUCGGUACCAUCACCAGUUGCAAGGUCAUGCGCGACGAGAAGGGCCAAUCCAAAGGCUUCGGCUUUGUCUGCUUCUCCUCCCCUGAUGAGGCUACCAAGGCUGUUGCUGAAAUGAACAACAAGAUGAUUGGCACCAAGCCGCUCUACGUCUCACUUGCUCAGCGCCGUGAAGUACGGCGCCAACAGCUCGAGAGUCAGAUUGCCCAACGCAACCAGAUCAGGAUGCAACAGGCUGCUGCCGCCGGUCUUCCUGGCAGCUACGUCAACGGCCCUCUGUAUUACCCUCCUGGACCUGGUUUCCCUCCUCAGCCCCGAGGCAUGAUGGGUUACCCCCAACCUGGUAUGCUCCCCCCUCGUCCUCGCUACGGCCCCAAUGGCCAGGUUCCUGUUCCCGGCCCUUACGGCCAGGCCCCUCCUCCCCAAGGUUACGGCAUGCCUCCCUAUGGUGGACAGCGCCCUCCUCGUCCCCAGGGCGGUCCUCGUGGCGGCCCAGGUGGAUCUCCCACUCAUCCCAAUGCCCCCAUCCCUCGCUCCAAUGGCCCCCAGAACGGUGCGGGCCGACCCCCGGCUCAAGGCGGUCCUCGUGGCCCUGGUCCCGCCAAUGCUAACCGCCCUGGUGGUGCUCCUCGUAGCGGCGCUCCUGCCCCCGCUGCCGCUGCUACCCCAGCCAAGGCUCCUGCUGCCGCCCCUGCUCCUGCUUCACCCGGCCCUGCUGCUGAUGUGCCCACUGUCACUGCCGCGCAGCUGGCUGCUGCUGCUCCCAUGGAGCAAAAGCAAAUGCUCGGCGAGGCUCUCUACGUCCGCAUCUCUCCUACCCAACCCGAGCUCGCUGGCAAGAUCACCGGCAUGUUGCUCGAGAUGGACAACAACGAGCUUCUUCACCUCCUUGACAAUGCCGAGGCUUUGAACGCCAAGGUUACCGAAGCUUUGUCCGUCUUGCAAGACUUUGGCAAGGAGGAGGGUGCCCCCGCGGCCCAGUAAAUGGCUAGCUAGGCGUCUCGCGUCUUGGGUAUCUCAACCCGUCCACUCAUUUCAUUCUCGCUUGAUGCUUGCGGCCGUUGCUUUCAGGAGCACGUCUUCCCCCCUUCGUCUUCGGUUCCAUGUCUAUCUACUUGCGAUCUGUUCAUGAUCGACGUUGGCGUCGCUUCUUGACUCUUUCAAGAUAUCACGAGUAUAUGCUGUCGUAUGCGGCAAGCGCAUUGUUGUUGUAGUUUUAUGUCGGGUAUUCGUUGUCGUGUACAUUGCAUAUUGUCCAGGGAAUAAGAGGUGAUGCAAACGCCAAUUGUAC